AUGGGCCAUAAUCCGCAUUCUUAUCUCAUAGGCGAUGACCCAACUCUCGCGUCUGCUGAGAUGAACGACAUCUGGGAAGACCCGUUUCUCAGCACUGCAAAUAUCCCAUCACGUAACGACUAUUCUGCACUCCCACGCCCUACAGGCAACAUCGCCGGGGUAUAUACAGCAGACGAACUACAUCCCUCAUAUUUGCAUGUUUCCCUCUCUACCUAUACGCCCAAUAUACUCGACAAACUACCAGGCAGAAACCAGCCGCUCGGCCUGACACCUUGGGCCACACCUUGGGAGGGAAAGGGCACCAGCCAAUUUCUCGAAGAGCUUCAUGUUAGCCAAUCGUUCUACAAUACUUCAGACGACGACAUCGAAUCUGCACCAGUACCCGGGUUAACGAGGUCUCCUGCUUCAUCGGCUCGAACAAUGCUGACACCUCCAACAACUCCAACCACCUCAACAACUUCAUCACCACGUUCUCGCCAAAAAAGCAAACGGCGCUUGUCUUCCCACAAGGCCCCUUCGCCGCCUAUAAAAUUUGUUCACGAUGAAUUAUCCAUGCCUGCCAACUUCCAGGCAAAUCCAAACGCCCACGCUCGCUUUAAAUAUCACGAUGACGGCACUCGCGAGUACCUCAACUCACCACGGAAACGACAAAAGGUCUCAUCGAUAUGA
Molecule: messenger RNA, 669 nt
Organism: Talaromyces rugulosus
Lineage: Eukaryota; Fungi; Ascomycota; Eurotiomycetes; Eurotiales; Trichocomaceae
Exons: 1
Coding region: 1-669 (222 amino acids)
Source: RefSeq, a predicted model, not a curated record